Molecule: messenger RNA, 1732 nt
Organism: Paramormyrops kingsleyae
Lineage: Eukaryota; Metazoa; Chordata; Actinopteri; Osteoglossiformes; Mormyridae
Gene: gpr6
Product: G protein-coupled receptor 6
Biological process (GO): G protein-coupled receptor signaling pathway
Cellular component (GO): membrane
Molecular function (GO): G protein-coupled receptor activity
Source: RefSeq, a predicted model, not a curated record
ACAUGCCUCUUGACGUCAUUUGGGUUUAUUAACAGUCAGUCCACAGUCGUCAACAUCACUUACACUCCGCUCUCCUCAGCACCAGCAAAUGCUCCUGGACGCGCUCCUCAGCCGCACCGCUCUCACGAGAGUGAAGAGUAGUCGGACUAAAGGCUUCACCUGAGCUUUAAAAAUUACAUUUGGACGCCUCCAAUUAACUUAUCUUGAAAUCCAUGUGCAAACAAAGGCGGGUGUUGACGGGGGAGAAAUGAACGAAAGCCUGGAGACAAAUGAAACGACGGCGCCUGUCCCUUGGAUCGAGCCCGGGGAUGGCAACCACAGUUUGGGGCUGUCCUCCUGGCUUUUGGACUUUCCCGUUAACCCCUGGCAUGUCAUGCUGUGCAUGUCGGGCACCGUGAUCGCCUGCGAAAACGCCAUCGUAGUCGCCAUCAUAUUUUACACGCCGACCCUGCGAACGCCAAUGUUCGUUUUAAUCGGCAGUUUGGCCACGGCGGAUCUCUUGGCCGGUAUGGGAUUAAUCUUGAAUUUUGUAUUCCAGUACUUGAUCUCCUCCGAGACCAUAAGUCUUGUGACUGUAGGUUUCCUGGUGGCGUCUUUCACCGCCUCCAUCGGCAGCCUGUUGGCGAUCACGGUCGACCGCUACUUCUCGCUGUACAACGCACUGACUUACUUCUCGGAGAAGACGCUCUACUACAUCCACACCAUGCUGGUGGUGACCUGGGGAGUCUCGCUCUGCCUCGGGCUGCUGCCCAUCCUGGGAUGGAACUGCCUCAAGGAGCCGUCCUCCUGCAGCAUCGUCAAGCCGUUAAUCAAGAGCAACGUGGUCCUUCUGGCGGUGUCCUUUUUCGUCAUUUUCAUGAUGAUGUUAACGCUGUACUUCAAGAUCUGCAAGAUCGUGUGCCGGCACGCCCAUCAGAUCGCUCUCCAGCAACACUUUUUCGCGACCUCGCACUACGCGGCCACCAAGAAAGGUGUGUCGACCCUGGCCAUCAUUUUGGGGACCUUUGGGGCCAGUUGGCUCCCCUUCGCCAUAUAUUGCUUAGUGGGUAAGCAGGACUCUCCUCCCGUGUAUACGUACGCGACCCUUUUGCCAGCCACCUAUAACUCCAUGAUCAAUCCCAUAAUCUAUGCCUACAGGAACACGGAAAUCCAGCGAUCCCUUUACGUCCUCUUCUGUGGUUGUUUUCAAACUAACGUGUCUUAUCGUUCGAGAUCCCCCAGUGAGGUCUAAGUCACGUUUUAGCUGUUUUAUUUAUUUAUAUUCAUGCAUUUGUAUAUUAUGUUUCGUAUGUUUUGCACAGUGACAAUCUGCUUUUGGUUGGUUGUAUUUGAAAGCAUUUCCGUGGUAAAUGUUUGUACAGCAUCGGCACUUUACUGAGUCGUUGGAUAACUAUGGCCUAUUUUUAAAUACUGUGAACAUACAUACUUUGGAUAUAAAAUUUGCAUCAUGAAUGUAUUUAUAUCUAAAAAGCACUUUAUUCGGUGCACCCAUAUGCCAAAGCAGUGUCGCAUAGGCCUUGAAGUUUUAAAGUUAACGACCACUUGUAGCUAUACUUGUGACUACUGUUGGUGAUUUUCUAUUUUGUAUGUCUAUGUACGUUUUAUAAUCACGGGAUGACUAUAUGAAAUAAAACUAAAGUACCGAAACCGCCUCACGUGUUUCUUUGCUACAUUCGUAAUGCCUGUGUGAACUAUUAAUUAGGUAUUAUAAAUUAAUUAGCGGGAUCACACG